This is a messenger RNA of Glycine soja, 1977 nucleotides long. Its product is annotated as la-related protein 6B-like. Gene Ontology annotation, cellular component: nucleus. Gene Ontology annotation, biological process: RNA processing. Gene Ontology annotation, molecular function: mRNA binding. The transcript has 10 exons. Lineage: Eukaryota; Viridiplantae; Streptophyta; Magnoliopsida; Fabales; Fabaceae. Bases 226 to 1632 code for a protein of 468 amino acids. The record is from RefSeq and is a predicted model, not a curated record.
UCCGUAAAAUUUGAGAAUUGUUCUCCGUCGUCAAAGACACCGAUUUAGGGGUUAAAAAAUAUCGAUUAACCUCUGAUAUUUCUCUUAGCUGCAGUCUGCAGUGAGAAUCGGAAAAUCUCCGAACCCGCUACUUCCUAUCCUUUCAAAAGAGUGUGACUGUAAUAGUGAGCUAAACAACAUCGGCAGCUAGAUCGUCGAAGAAAACGAAAAAGAAAAGCUUUGAAAAUGGCUCAGGAGUCACUCUCAGAAACCCCCGAUAUCUCGCCCCCUUCGUCUACUGCACAAUCGCAGCCAGAUCCAUCUCUUUCAAGGAACGUUUCUUUUAGCCGGCUCAACGCACAGGCACCAGAAUUUGUGCCCACUCGCGCCUCCCCACGGGCCGAUUUUCAGCAACCUAGGCUCGUUGUACCACCUCCACCUCCUCCUCCAGCUUCAGGUAUACUACACGUUUACUCACCACCCCCAACUUCACAGUUCCAUGUACCGAUUCAAGGCCAUGUCGUCCCGGUCCAGAAUCACCACCAUCAUCUUGCUCAUCAGCAUCAUGUUCCGGCUCACUACCGCUCUCAUCAUCACCCUCAUCAGUAUUAUGUUAGCUCCGAUUCUGCCGUGCAGCAUUCUCAAGUUGACCCAGAUCAUGCUCUUUCUUCCAAAAGCAAGAUGUCUGACGAAGCCAGUCAGAAAAUUUUGAAUCAGGUGGAGUAUUAUUUCAGUGAUUUAAACUUAGCUACUACCGAUCAUUUGAUGAGGUUCGUCAACAAAGAUCCAGAAGGUUUUGUGCCUAUAUCUGUUGUUGCAUCUUUCAAGAAGAUUAAGGCCCUCAUAGCGAGUCAUUCCCAACUUGCAACUGUUUUAAGGAACUCGUCAAAGCUUGUGGUUAGUGAAGAUGGAAAGAAAAUCAAACGCCAGUAUCCCCUGACUGAGUCUGAUAUAGAAGAGAUACAAUCUCGCAUUGUUGUAGCUGAAAACCUACCUGAGGAUCAUUGCCAUCAGAAUCUUAUGAAGGUUUUCUCAGCAGUUGGGAGUGUGAAGACCAUCCGUACCUGUCCACCUCAAACUUCCAAUAGUGGGGCUUCUUCUGCUUCAAGAUUGGGAAAAGUUGAUGGGAUGCCUUUAUCUAACAAGUUGCAUGCAUUUGUUGAAUAUGAAUCUGUUGAGCUGGCUGAGAGAGCUGUUGCUGAGCUGAAUGAAGAGGGAAACUGGCGGAGUGGCCUCCGGGUUCGCCUGAUGCUUAGACGCAUGUCUAAACCUGCUCAAGGACGGGGAAAGAAGGGACUUGAUGUUGAAGUUGGCUGUGAAGAGGAUUCUCCUUAUGUGCCUGAGCCACAGGCAAGUGAGAAACAAUUAGAAGAUGCUUCCUUUCCUGAUACUCAGCUGCAUGAAUAUGUGCAGGGAGAAGAGCAUGGUCAUGACAAAGAGAGUGGGCAAAGAAAAGGUCGUAGCCGGGGCCGGGGUAAGGGACGUGGCCGAGUACAUUGUCAUCAAAAUAAUCGUGUGGGAACACCCUCUUCAAAUAAUACAAUUUUCACUGAUCAAGUCGUUGCCAAGCAACCCCCUGGACCCCGAAUGCCGGAUGGUACAAGAGGAUUUUCAAUGGGUAGGGGGAAGCCCGUAGCUGUUAAUAUAGCGUAAUUUGUUUGAUCAAUGCCCGAUACAAGUUUGUGGUUGUGCUUGUAGCGAGUAUAUGUUGGUGCUGUAACAGUGUGAUUGUCGCAGUACUAGUUUGGCUGGGGCAAUUCUAAAACAGUCUUCUUUUUUAACGUGUUUUUGUCUUUUGGAGAUGCUGUUGCCUGUGGCUAACAGCGGAGAAAGUAGAAAAAAGAAAUUUAAGGAUUGGCCAAAGUGGGGAGUCGGCACCUUAGGUGAAAAAUGUCUGAGAAAAGUAGAUAUGACGAUUUAAAGCACGUUUGAUUGUGUCUAGAAAAAAUAAAAUAUCUUAAAAACAUGAUAAUUAUUAGCUUUUUUUUAAUAAAAAAA